Molecule: messenger RNA, 1565 nt
Organism: Effrenium voratum
Lineage: Eukaryota; Dinophyceae; Suessiales; Symbiodiniaceae
Source: the annotation of a GenBank genome assembly
AGAUAGCCAUGGGAGCCGUGGGAGCAAAGGUGGGAGCCGUGAAAACCGCCGUGCGUCAAUAUGCGGACUGGUGCCUUAUUCCGGUGAAAGCCUCCAUGGCCAUGGAGACAGGGAGCAAGAAGCCGGACUUUUUGAUGAGGCAGUCUUUGCGCGCAAGCCGACAGGAACUGCACAUUUGUGCGGUGCUGAGUAAAGAGAUCUACAGUGGCACAAAAGGUGAACACCGCGUGAAGUUUCAGGGUCAGCCCGCGUUUUAUUUGUCAAAAGAAAGCAUGUCAAGUGGUGCCUGGGAAUCCUUCUUGCCACUGGAUCAAGAUUUUGAGGUGCUUCACGAAGGCUCGUGCAAAGGAAAGUGUGGCAAUUCCUAUCCAUACCUGGCAGUCAGUCUUUUUGACUCAAGGUCCUUGUCUGGGCCAAGGAAGCGGCAAUCGUAAAACGCUGGAAGGAAAGUUCAGAAUUCCCACGACGCAUCAAGCAGAAGCUAUACACGUGCGGUGUGAGUGACGACGAGGUGCUUGCAGCAACGUUCACCCCAGCUGCGCUCAGUCCAGCCACUGCAAGCGUAAUAGUAAAAGUUUCAGGCAAAAAAACUCUGUACUUGAUAUGGCAGGGUACUAUGGCGGGUGAGCGGCCCAUGGACAUGUUUACCGACUUAGCUGCUGGCCCGGUAUCAUUCACUGAAGAGUCGCUUGAAUUACAUGUUCAUUCGGCAAUGUGGGCCAAAGUGAACAGUGACUUCCUCAACAACAAGGCAAAGAUAGUGCAGGCCAUCAAAGAAGACAAGUGCGAGAAAGUUGUCUUUACUGGACAUUCAUUGGGUGGUGGCUGCGCGCUUCUUGCGCAUUUGAAUGCCCUUCUGAUUCAACGUCACGCGGAGGACACUGAGCUGCAGAAUGUGGCUCUGGAGAGCGUGGCCUUUGCAGCGCCCAUGGUCUUCCACUUCUCAGACGAUGACAAGCCCAAAAUUCAUGGCCAAAUCGGAGAAGUGCUUCAGGCCUUUAAGCAGAGCAGCCUCAACAUUGUCGUGGAUGCGGAUCUCGUGCCACGGCUGCCGGGGAAUGUGACCUACGCGAAGGCUGCGCUGAAGUCUUGUGCCGAGAACAUUCUGCAGAAGUACGGUGUCGAGUCGCAGGUCAAGAACCUUUUGAAGGACUCCAAGGAUCUGCUUGCGACGAAGUUCGAUAUGGAGAGCACAGCAGAGGAGCUUGGCAAGUUCAAGCAUCUGUCAAACCUGCUCAUCACAUGGGUCAUCGGCGAGGACGGCCAAGGGCCGUUUAAAAUGCUUGCCGAACCUGGCUUCGUGGAUGGCGAGGAUUUCCAGGCUCAUGAUCGAUACAAGGAGGGCUGCGACAACCUGAGCUGGCUGUACUUGCUCGCAUGCCACAGCUUCACACCCACAUGUGUGAUCGAACCGACCUCUGGGGUUCCUGCUGCAUACCCUUCAGGGGCUUGACAGGUCCGACUUGCGGUGCUGCGCAUCCUUGAAAGACCUAUGUUUCACUUCUUGCGAUUUUGGAGCACCGUUUUAGGAUGCUUCCUGAUUUGGCACGGCAAGCAAGGAGAGA